Morone saxatilis (striped sea-bass) is the source of this 2540-nucleotide messenger RNA. Its product is annotated as probable E3 ubiquitin-protein ligase DTX3. Gene Ontology annotation, biological process: Notch signaling pathway; protein ubiquitination. Lineage: Eukaryota; Metazoa; Chordata; Actinopteri; Moronidae. The record is from RefSeq and is a predicted model, not a curated record. The coding region runs from base 111 to 713 and encodes 200 amino acids. Gene Ontology annotation, molecular function: metal ion binding. The transcript has 3 exons.
UAUUUAUACGUCACAUAUCUCCGGACCAGUCAAUGCUCCGGACACACAUUACAAGAUCGCAUCCGUGAACGGAAAGGCAACAUACUUGUCGUCACACACCGGAAAAAAUAAUGGAAAGCACAUCAAACAGUCACUCCGGUGUAGUUCGUAAAAGUGCGGAAGACUGCGCCAUUUGCUUGGACAAAAUCCAAGAGAAGAAAACGCUAAAGUGCCGCCACUCUUUUUGCUCUGAGUGUAUAGACUCGGUUUUCAAGUUGAAGCCCGCUUGUCCGAUAUGUAACACCUACCACGGAGAGUACACAGGCACCCAGCCGCCGGGCACGAUGGCGGUGACGCGCAGCUGGCAGCGCCUCCCCGGCUUUGAGCGCUGCGGAUCUAUCGUCAUACAGUACAGUUUCCCUUCAGGGAUACAAGGGCCUGAGCACCCAAACCCUGGGGUGAGAUACAGCGGCACCACUCGUACUGCCUUCCUGCCAGACUGCAAGGAGGGUGAGAAAGUCCUGAAGCUGCUGAGGAAAGCCUUCGACAGGAGGCUCAUUUUCACCGUCGGACGAUCUGUUACCACAGGUCUCAACAACGUCAUCACCUGGAACGACAUUCACCACAAGACCAACAUAGAAGGUGGUCCACAAUGUUUUGGAUAUCCAGAUCCAGAAUAUUUGUUUAGGGUUCAAGAGGAGCUCUGUCUGAAAGGAGUGACCGAGGAUCCCUGAUGGAAGAAGACAAUCAGAAGAGAUCCUUUAAACAGAUUUAAUACUGUGUAUUGUUACAAAAGUUUCUGAUUUUAAUCUGCACUUUUUGCAGUCUUCAAGCAGGGAGCUUAAUCAUUGACACUUUAAGAAGAUUUUUUUCUUUGAAAUGGAUACACAGAGUUAAAUAUUAUGUUGAGACAUGAAGGUUAGUGGCUUUUCCCAAAGAUUGUUCAACUGACUAUGCAAAAAUAUUUUAAACACAGUAAUCACAAAAAAACUAAUAUUACACUAUAGUAGAUUAGUAAAAAAGGGGCUAUACCACUGAUCAUCAGAUUGAAAUAAUGCAAAUAUCUCAUCUUUUGUAACUCUGAAUCACAGAUCUGGUGCCUAAAACUAGACAUAGGAGAUAGAGCAGGAGGUAAAAGCAGUCUUUACUUAAUCAGGCAAAGUAAUCCUGAGGGCUAAAGAGACCAGAAGUGUACUGGCUGGAAAAGCCCCAAAAACAUCUAACCAAGAGCAACUGCUAGCUGUGUUUUAUAUAGGCAGAUAUAUAUAAUAAUAAUGUAUUGAUCCCACAACCUUUCACAACUCUGAAAUCUUUAAAUGCUGGCUUUAGCUGUAGCACUUUUAUGAAUGUAACUGGAAUGGGUCCACCAACAUACUUUUACAUGUUGUAUAUUACGUAGGAAUAAGCCUGUUUUACAGUAGCUGAUGUUGGGUGACUGCUUUGACAUUGUUCAGUAUAAUAAAUUCAGGUUCUGUCUAUACGUUCAACUAGUGAGGUAUUCAACUGUAUGUGGCAUUACCAUAGUUAAUGUAUUAUGUUUAAAGGUUGAGUCUGGUGAUAUUCUCUUCAUGUCCACAAAUCCCAUGAAAAGAUCAAAAACAACAGUGAAUACUAGCAAGUAUUGCCGCUGUUGUCAAAGCCUUAAUAAGAUGUAGCUUAUUCCUCUGUGCCACAGACCAACAUUGUUGUUGAAAAACUAAUAAGAACAUCAAUGGGUGAUUGUUCUGUCAUUACAGUGAACAUGGACACUAGUUCAUUUCAAGUUGACCCCAUAUACAAAGUCCUGCUGCUGUUAACAUUCACUAAUGCACCAAAUAAAUACCCAAACAAAUGCACUGUUUACUCCUGUUGGAAAACGUUUGUUAUUUUAGAUAUUGUUGAAUGAGUAGGCUCAGGAAUGACAGAUGAACUCACGCAUUGUUGGUUUUGGUCCACUCAUGGGAUAUUUUGAGAAUAACCAGUCUCAUCCUAUAGCACAGUUAAGACUAUUUUAAUUCAUUUUGUGCCUUUACAUGACAUCAGUCAUUGUACCGUAUUAAAGAUAGUGUCGAACAAAAGAAUCGUUGUAUCUAUCAAACUGUUUGAGCCCAAAAACAUUUUUAAUAUGUUUUCCAGUCUUUUACCCGUCUGGUCCACUAGAGGGUGAUGCUCUCCUCAAAGAAGAGUGUGUGAUGGCGUCUGCUUGGUAUGCAGCUGUAUCAUCAUCACAAACCCACAGUCCCACAGCACCUCCCAAACCUCAUUGCCCAAAGUCAGUUAGAGGAGCGGAGCAUCUGCUAUAGAUGAUGAGUCAUGUGUUUCUAUGGUGCUAGGGGCAGUUUUAGCAGCAGCAACUCACAUUGUAUGUACAGCAGAGAGAACAAUUAUCACCUUGUGUUUUACCACAAUGAACUGAUCAUCUCUGGAUUCCUGAUGGCAGUGCAAGUACUGUUGAAGCUGCAGUUGUGGUAGUUACAUGCACAGACAGAUGCAGGUACAAUUUAAAGGUUGUCAAAGACAAAAGAGCUCAAGGCUCAUCUGUUGUUGAAAUGUUAAAUGUUAGUUAAUGUGUAACAAUUGUU